This is a messenger RNA of Arvicanthis niloticus (Nile rat), 3687 nucleotides long. RefSeq names its product pentatricopeptide repeat domain 3 (gene Ptcd3). Gene Ontology annotation, molecular function: protein binding; rRNA binding; ribosomal small subunit binding. The record is from RefSeq and is a predicted model, not a curated record. Gene Ontology annotation, cellular component: mitochondrion. Gene Ontology annotation, biological process: mitochondrial translation. NCBI's taxonomy places the organism in Eukaryota, Metazoa, Chordata, Mammalia, Rodentia, Muridae.
AAAGAUGGCGGCGGCGGCAGCUCGCCGUCUGCCCUUUCGCAGCGGGUUUGUCCUGCUGCAGACCAUUCGGGGGGCGGGUGUGUGUGAACCGAAGUUCUGUUGCAGAUUUUAUCCUGCAUGUGAGUCCCUCCCAAAAGUUGAAGGAGCAGAUAUAACAGGGAUUGAAGAAAUAGUCAUUCCAAAAAAGAAAACGUGGGAUAAAGUGGCUGUUCUUCAGGCACUUGCAUCCACAGUACACAGGGAUCCUACAGCCGCACCUUAUGCGUUUCAAGACGACCCUUACCUCGUGCCAGCCUCUGUUGUGGAGUCUCGUUCAUUUUUAUUGGCAAAGAAGUCUGGAGAGACUGCAGCAAAGUUUAUUAUUAAUUCACAUCCCAAAUAUUUCCAAAAGGAUAUAGCUGAGCCUCAUAUACCGUGCUUAAUGCCUGAGUACUUUGAACCUCAGAUUGAAGAUGUAAGCGAAGCUGCCCUGAAGGAACGAAUCCAACUCAAAAAAGUCAGAGCUUCCGUGAACGUUUUUGACCAGCUCCUGCAAGCAGGAACCACAGUCUCUCUUGAAACAACUAAUAGUCUUUUGGACUUAUUGUGUUACUAUGGUGACCAAGAGCCCCCAGCUGACUAUCCUUUUCAACAAACUGAACAUUUGGAAAACUUGGACGAGGCUACAGAAGAAAAUAAUCAAACAUCAAAGAUGGAGUCUGGUCCUUGGAAAGCACAAAACAAUGCUGAGAGAAUCUUUGCUCUAAUGCCAGAGAAGAAUGCACACUCCUACUGCACGAUGAUCCGUGGGAUGGUGAAGCACCGAGCUUAUGCACAGGCGUUGGACUUGUACAACAAGUUAUUAAAUAACAGACUUAGUGCUGAUGUAUAUACCUUUAAUGCAUUGAUUGAAGCAAAAACAUUCAUACUCAAUGAGACAUUUGAGGAGAAAUGGAAUGAUAUACUGGAUCUACUGAAACAUAUGGUUGCCCAGAAGGUGAAACCAAACCUGCAGACUUUUAAUACGAUAUUGAAAUGUCUCCGGAAGUUUUACUCAUUUGGAAAGUUGCAGGCCGUACAGAUAUUGCGUGAAAUGAGACAUAUUGGAAUAGAACCCUCACUUGCAACAUACCAUCAUAUUAUUCACCUCUUCUAUCCGAGAGGUAGCUCUAUAAAAAUGCAGUCCCUCAUCAUCUAUGAUAUCAUGAAUGAAUUAGAGGGAAGAACAUUUUCUCCACGGGACCUCGAUGAUGAUAAAUUUUUUCAGUCGGCCAUGACUGUGUGUUCUUCUCUCAGAGAUUUAGAGCUUGCUUACCAAGUACAUGGUCUUUUAAACACGGGGGACAACCGGAAACUGAUCGGAAAUGCUCUUCAACAUAAACUCUAUUAUUCGAAGUUUUUCAGUUUGAUUUGUUCACUGGAACAAAUUGAUGUCACCUUGAAGUGGUAUAAGGACCUAAUACCUUCAGUGUUCCUUCCCCACUCCCAAAUAUUCAUAGGUCUUCUUCAAGCAUUGGAUGUGGCCAAUAGGCUGGAAAUGGUUCCUCAGGUUUGGAAAGAUAGUAAAGAAUACGGCCAUACUUUCCGAGAUUCCCUAAGAGAAGAAGUCUUGAUGCUCAUGGCAAGGGAUAAGCACCCACCAGAGCUUCAGGUUGCAUUUGCUGACUGUGCUGCUGAUAUCAAAUCCACAUAUGAAAACCAGGAUGCCCGCCAGACUGCUCUUGAUUGGCCAGCCAACCCUUUACAAUAUAUAGCUGUCCUUUUUUUAAGAGGUGGCAGAACCCAGGAAGCCUGGAAAAUGUUGACACUCUUCAAAAAGCAUAAUAAGAUUCCCAGGAAUGAAUUGCUGGAGGAGUUUAUGGACACAGCCAGUAGCACUGCUCUGGCCAUUGAGGUGGUGAAGCUGGCCAGUGCCUUCAGCCUGCCUGUCAGUGAGAGCCUUGCCCAGCGAGUCAUGAUGGAGUUCACAGUUGAUCCAGAACAAAGAGAAGCCCUGGGGAACCUCACUGUACUGAACAGUAGCGAUGGAGAAAGCAGCAGUGACAGUGACAGCGACAUCAAUGAAGACAAAUGAAAGGGAGAGUGGCUCACAAUAGCUCCUGGAAUGUUAGCAGAUACAGGGCUGGGGUCUAAUAGAAAGAAAUCCUGUGGUGCUAUACUGGCCUAAACAUAUGAGACCCUGGGGUUCAUCUGCACUACCAUAAAGAUGCAUAUCUGGCCAGUUUUUUGCCAAGACAGCAACAAGCACUGUUCAGUUUGACUUUUGGAAGAGAAGAAAUCCCACAUAAAUACAGUGUCUGCAAAACUCAUUCCUACUAUGCCCAUGAUGUUAGAACCCACAGGCCUUUGCUGCCUCCCUGCUCUGUGAUGUGUCGUCCUUUGGCCUAGAAACAAGAGUUUUAACUGGAUUUCAUGGUGAUUACUAUUGAGUUCGCCUCCCAGUGUGGGGAGAAAAGAUGGGUGGAUGGUCUUAGAAUAGAUUAAAUCAGAAGCAAGCUACUGGUUUAGGCUGCCCACAUGGUAAAGUCAUUAAAUAAAGCAAUUAAGUGAGUUUUAAAAAAUCUAGUAUAUCCUAUUCUUUAUAAGUGUGUACAUAUUCAUAUGGAGGCCAGAGGACAAUGGCUAUUUCUUUAGACAGGCCUUCUCUCUGAGCCUGGAGACUGCAGGUUCGAUUAGACUGGGUAGGCGGCUCUGGGGAUCCACCUAACGCUCAUGCAUAAACAGUGGAGGGCUCUGAGCUGAGGUCCUACCCACAUAGCAAGUACUUUAUUAAGGAAACUCGCCCCAGACUUUUGUCGUCUUCUAACUAAAAUACCCACGAAUUUUAGGGAUGGAUUGUACAGCUCUUGAAAUGGUAUUUAAGGGAUGGGUGGUGCAGCUCUUGCCUAAGCACAUGAGGUCCUCCAGUUCCUCCCCAUUGCCACAAUGGGUCUGUGUGGGCACUUUAUAAGUAGGUAUUUAACGAGGGCUAGAGGGCUGUUAAUGACAAAAGGACAUGAAAUGUCAUGACAGUGCAUUGCUGCCGAGCAGCUUGGUCUGUUUCCUGUAAAUGAUGUUAAUGAAGUUGCGUUACAAACUUGAGGUUUGCAGGGUCACUUUCACAAGUGCUUCUGUCGCCAACCCAUAUACUCCUCCCAGGUUUUACACUGAGGAGCAGUUUUCUCAGCCCUACCUGCUACAGGUAUGUGCAGUAUUUUUUUUUUUUUUUUUUUUUAAUCUAUUCUUGGGCCAGGGCCCGGUCUUCAUCUUCAUAGACCUUGACACUCUUGCCCUACUCACCUCGAAGACAGAUCAUAAAGCAUCAGAGAGAUGUGGGGUUGAGGGGUGGGUGCAAUGCCAACUGACUAACCUGCAAAGCAAUUUUGGUAAAGGACAUAGGGCAAAUUAGGAGAAGAUGGCUGCUAGGAAGGCAAUCGACUGCCCAUUGGCAUCUGUACCUGUGGGUGGCGAUGCCCUUGGCAUUGUGGCCUUUCUGGUAUACCUCUUCCCAUCCAAGACUUAACUGAACACUGGUUUGAAGCCAGCUGAAGAAAAUCCUUGACGUGAAUAUGUGAUGGGCUUUCUAAUCCACUUGAUACAUGUAACUUAACAUCUUAGCAAACCAUUACUGAGCCAUGUACUAAACUGAGAAUGAUUAAGGCCUACCUAUAUAAUGUCUGCUGUUGUGUCAUCUCCAGUAUUAAUAAAUCAUACAUUUUCUAUGCCAGA